AUGCGCUCACUGCGUUUUCGCGCCGUCGCUUCUCUCCACCCCUCGCAGCGCGCUUCUGCCCACCAUGAUACGGCGUCGUCCACUCACUGCGCGUGGCGCUGCCUGAGCACGGCAACAGAAAACAGUCAAGAGAAUGCAGCGAAAGGCUGCACUCCGCCUCCGCUCGAGCAGGCCUUUGCGUCACCACUACCGGGCCCGGUAGCCGCGCACUCGGUUUUGCGUUCCCCGGUCGACUCUGCCAUUCUGUGCUCGCGCCUCUCGCAGCGGCAGAUGCGUCAACGACAGCGCAAAUGGGGUGCCCUAUGGCGAUACCGAUGGGAGAGCCACUCGCCCCGCGCCGUGCCGACCCCGCUGCUGGUAACUUCGGCGUCGAUCUCCGGCUCGCCGCGCACUUCCGUAUGUGCGCUGCGCACUGACGUCUCCGAAGACACCGAUGCAAAGACAGUCUCAUCUGACGCAGAGAGAGGAGCCCUUGUGAGCACGUCUUCUCCGUCGCACAGCAGAAGUCUCUCCAUGCCACCGGCGGAGUGCGAAGCAAAGGAGGGUACGAGACCAAGCGCCCACAGAGGCACCGCCGGUGCCGCCACUGUCGAUUCUGUGGCCCUCAGUAGCACGCGCAACGCUGCCGCUGGCGCGUCGUCCGUAGAGGAUCCUCUCCUCUCCUUUCUCGACUCGCACGAGGAAGAUGCGGCGUUGCUGCUCGCGAUGUGGACGUCACUGCAUCGCAGUUGCGUCUUUGGCUCGGCUCUGUCGGAGUCCUUGGCUCUGCAGGUGCGCUACUUUCUCCACUCCCUUCUUCGCCACCGCGCGAUAGCGGCGGCCGUGAAUUUCUACUACCGGCUCAUGGGUAUCGGUGUGCAGCUGCGUGAUAGCGACCUCCUCCUGCUCUUUUCCAGCUUGACUUACGAGAGCGCUGCGUCGACGGAAGAGGCCCAGCUGCGCAAGGCGGCAGAGACAGCAGCGAUGGAAAAUGACCGGAAAAUGUGGACUCAACGGCGCAGGCAGUUCCGCGAAUCUGCCGCGCGCACUCGCACAGGGGACGCCCCGGGCCAAAAUCUGCGCACGAGAGGUGGGGAGGGAAGGGACAAGGUAUGUGCAGGUCAGAUGGGCGUCAUGAACGCGGUGGCGGAGAGGACUGGUGCGCCUGCGUUCUGUGAGGAGGGGCCGACGCGUGUGAAUGCUACCGCCACCGAGAGCGUCCAGGACACGGCUUCACAUACACGCAUAGCUAGAGCUACCCACAUCGCGGAGGGCGGCAGCGUCGCCGUCUCCUCAGCUUCACGCUGGGACCGCGGAGAAGCGUGCGAUGACGUGCACCCGCCGCGCUCCAUCGCACGCCGCGUGGCUUUCCAUCAGCAGCCGGAGUGGGUCAAGAGGUGGAUCCUCUACGAAGCCUCGAUGGGGACACUAGACGAUCUGGACGAAGUGGAGGACGCCAGCCCACCAAGCACGCCGUCGACGAGCAGCUCUGCGGAUGCCUUGUUCAGCGCCAGCGAUGUGCAAGCGGACACCGCGGCGCAGUCGGAGCAGGCAAUGCGGGGCAUGGAGGUGGCAACGAUUGUGGAGCAUCUGCACCUUCUCACUCUCGGAGCCAUGCAGCGAGACCAUCUAAGCGCAACCGAAGCAAGCAUACCACAGCCGUCGCCGCGGCGACCCCAGCGAUGCACCUCGAAGCUGUCACGGUCGCGCUCGGCUGAGCAGGCCUACUGGACAGAGGCGCUAGAUCUGGUUCGAAGCGCCUACGCCGCUGCCCCACGGCACAUGGCUUUGAGCGAGUGCGACGGCACCUCGUCUCCCCGGCCGGCAGAAGGCCUGCUUCUUCCCACUGGGGUCGUUUUCGCUCUGCAGUCAAUGCUUCGUGAAGUACAGAGUUGGGAGGGCACACUUUCUCUUCUGCGGCUGAGCGCCCCGGAGGCGAAGCAUCGAGAUGCGGCGCCGCCCAGAGCGCUUGCUAUGUCACCCGACUGCUUCCUGCGCGGGGCGGUCCUUUUCAUGGCUUUGGCGGCCCCUGCGCAACCGUGGAAGACGCAGGCGAAGGUUGAAGCGUGGAUGCAUCGCGUGAUGCUACCUCGACUCGCGCGCGACGCGAGGGCGCCAACGCAAGCCGCCUCUACCGUGACGGCCGCAACAGCAGCCCUUCAUGCGCUGUGGCUCAGCCACCUCUGCAGCGUAAAGGCGUCGCGGCCGGACGAGUUUGUUGCACUCAGUGACGAGGCGGCAGCUUACCUUACUUCUCCCUCCGUGCAGCGGGCAAUUCACGGCGACCUCGCCCUGAUGAUGGAGGAGGUAUGCGUGAACGCCGAACGAGCUGUUGACGCCCUGCAUCAGACGGUGCAGCGGGCCGUACAGCACUGUCGCGCCUCAGAGGUGCUCGCUAAAUCCAUUCGCUCCGGUGCCUAUAGGGUGGAGAACGGCAAAGGCAAGCACGAACUCAGCAGAGACCCUGAGAGCGAUCACAUGACCGAUCCGCUGUCAAUGACUUCGGUGGCCGCACCUGCAACUGUCGUAGAUGAAAUGAGGUGCUCCCUCUUCAGUGAGUAUGCCACGAAGUCGCCGUUGUCUCCGUCAGCGUUGCCGUCAAGCGACUUGGCAGACACGUUUGCCCUGUGCUGUGCAGCCGUCAAGGAGACGGUCUGGCUGCGGUUCACGACGGCGGCCUCGACAAGCCCUGCUGCGGUGGCGGUCGAGGUGCUGCAGUUUGUGGAGCAGAGUGUGCACGGUCCUACAGGACUCCUCAACACGUUCCAGCUCCUGUACGGCUCACCUGCCUCGCGGAUGGCGCGCAACGGAAAAGGGGCGACACUCACGCCCACGGUAAACACACCGGCGGCACCGGAGUGUGCCUACGUGUCGUGCGUUCUGGCGAUUACUCUCUUGCAACUCGUGCAGCUUCUAUGCGCACCACCGGGCCAGCAGCAGCGCCGCUUCGGCUGCCAGGUAUGGAGUGGCGCCGAGCUGGUCCUCCUCGUCGAGCUCGCGGCGAAGGUGCUGGAGGGGAUCGCCGCGGCGCAAGUGCAGCAGGCACCAUGGCGGUGGGCAGUCGAGAAGCGUCUGAAGGAGCUGGCCACUGUGACGGCGAGAACGGUGCGCCUCGUUGUGCGCCAUCUCGACAUUCAUCGCAUGAACGAGAAGGUCAUGUUUGGUGCCGUGGCUGACCAGGAUGUGGAACUCUUCGCCCUUCUUGCCCGGAUGCUCAACACGUCAUCAGAGUUGAUGGUGGCGUCGCGCGGGAGCGAUGCUUCGCGGGCCUCGUCGCAUUCGCCCGUGUGGCGCAUUUUGACGGCCACGUGCUCCCCCCGCGUUCUGCAAGGGGUGCAUCUGUGCUUCCGCAGCUCUAGCGCGCUGGGAAAGCGAGUGCGAUAUCGACUUUGCCGCCGUGAUGCCGAUAGCUUAGACCACUGGAUUCCGCCACCGCGAUCGCAUCAGCGUACCUCCGCCCGUCUGCGUGGUGCUCGCGGUGCGACGCUAUCGUCGUCGAAGGGGUCGAUGAAGGCGAUAGCCGCGAGUGGUGCGUCCGCGGGGGGGCGCGACACGGGCAGGGACUUCCCUCUCAUGCUCAGCCUCCGCGAAUCGGUGUACAAGAUCAUGAGCCGCGAGCGCACGAGCGCCGGUGUCGGGCAAGCGCUGCAGCGGCUGGCAGCUUCGACGGCGAACUGGAAAGCGAGCUUGCUUCUGUGCGAACUCGUUACAAAGGAUGUCUCUCUCGCUCGUGGCACGUGCACUGUGGACUUCUUUGCCACAACUCUGGAUCGUAUGGCGCAGGAUGUGGCGAGGUCGAGCGCCGCUGCACGAGCAGAGGCGAGAGCGUCGCGAUUGCAGGGAGGUGGUCUUGUGCCGUCUCGCAAGAGCUGCCGUACGCUGGCCGCCCCACGGGCGCUGGGACCACCCAACUUGUGGCUGAGUGCGAUCGACGUGUUCUGGAGCGCUGUCGAUCACGUUGGCCGGGUCGAAGCCGCUGCGGAGCAGCACUCUGACUCCUCAGCUCUCGCAACCUCCGCCAGAACGCCGCCGUCGAAGCCGGUGAGCGUGGACGCGCAGGAGCGAGCUGUACUCGCACGGCUUCUGCUUCCGCUUCUCCGCUUUAGCCGCGCCGUGCAGAAGUUGGAGGUUGGCCGGCAGUGGCGUCGCACAUGGGCCGCCAUGUACGCCAUGCAGGAGAAGAAGGAUCCGCAGUGGCGCCGGCUGAACAUUGAAGCACUGUCCGUGCUAGGUGACGCAGCGGCGCUGACCCACUGCGUUGCGGACUACCACAUCUGUGGCAGCGAGGCGUUGCUGUGCUCGGUGGCCGUUCGGCACGGCGACUGGCACGCCGCGCUGCAGACUGUCCUCCAAACAUCCGGCGCUGUCGAGGAGCGUCACGCGACGGUGACGACGUACUCACUCGUCGUAGCCCGCACUAUUCUGACACUGCUGACGAAGUCACCGAUGAAUCUUAGCAACACGGCUAUGCGAUUGCGCACUGUUCAGCGCGAGACGUGGGACGAGGAAUGCAGCCUUGCGGUGGUCCGGCUACUCUUACGUGGUCGCCGAUGGCGUCUGGCGAUAACCCACGUUGACGAGGCGCUGGGGCUGCCAGACAUGCAGCGGGUCAGAGCGCUGGUGCUUGUGAACCCUGCCGGUCGUUUGGGGCAAGGGGCAUCCUCUACCGCGCCCACCGCGGCAACGCUGGUGCGGUAUGCUCAGCUGCUUACGGCAGCGUUGCAGGCGACGGCGAUCGGCGGCGAUAGUGAGCGCGCACCAGUGUACUACGACGCGUUCAAGGCGCUGGUGCGCUACGUCUUUGGUGAGGUGGUGGACAUGGACACUCUUCAUACGGCGGAGGACACCUCGCAGAGUGGCAACGAUGCGCUGGACGCCGCGCUGGACAUGACUCAUUUCACGGAAAGGGACGAAAAGCACGCGUCGGGCUCGGAGGACCAAGUGCACGAGGCAGUGCGAGAGCUGGCCCCACGCGCACGCAUUCUGUUCUUCCGCGCUAUGACAAAGAAGAUGCUCGGUACUCAUGCGGGGAGGGGGUGA
Messenger RNA from Leishmania major strain Friedlin, 5019 nucleotides. RefSeq lists its product as hypothetical. The record is from RefSeq and is a predicted model, not a curated record. Lineage: Eukaryota; Euglenozoa; Kinetoplastea; Trypanosomatida; Trypanosomatidae. The coding region runs from base 1 to 5019 and encodes 1672 amino acids. The transcript has a single exon.